Molecule: messenger RNA, 1776 nt
Organism: Agrilus planipennis (emerald ash borer)
Lineage: Eukaryota; Metazoa; Arthropoda; Insecta; Coleoptera; Buprestidae
Product: inactive hydroxysteroid dehydrogenase-like protein 1
Exons: 4
Coding region: 339-860 (173 amino acids)
Molecular function (GO): oxidoreductase activity
Source: RefSeq, a predicted model, not a curated record
AAAGUAUGUCGACCGUUCAUCUUCAAAUAUACAAGCGAUUUUAAGAAGUUUUGAUGCCUGAAGCAAGUGUUUUACGCCUAUAAAUAUUACGUUCAGAGUCCCUAACGAAGUUAAGGAAAAACCAGCACUUCAAGUAGGCCUUUUUAAAACUGGUUGCAACUGGCGUUUUAUGCAUUUUCCCAAUGUGUAAUUAUUUUUGAGCGUAUGUAUAGUUGUUGGGAAAGACAUAAACACAAGGACUAAACCAGUUAUAACAUUUAACAAGAAACUGAUUGGCUUAGAGCUUAAGAAAUAAUCCAAACCCAUUAAAUAAUGUUGGCAAGCAAUGUUCGUAUCCCAUGUAUUUGGGGGAAGUACCAGAUCAAGAAUUAUGGGAUAUAAUUAAUAUUAAUGUGGGAGCCGUAACAAUGAUGACCAAAAUGAUAAUUGAAGAAAUGAAGAAUAAAGGAAGAGGGGCAAUAGUUAAUGUUUCGUCGGGGGCAGAACUUCAGCCGUUACCACUUAUGAAUGUUUAUUCAGCUAGUAAAGUUUACGUCAAAAGCUUUACUAUGGCACUUAGACAUGAAUAUUCAAAGUAUGGUAUUACUGUUCAACACUUAUCGCCUCUUUUUCUUAAUACCAAAAUGAACCAAUUUAGCAACAGGCUACAGGAGAGUGGCCUAUUUGUUCCUGACGCUGAAACAUACGCCAAAUCCGCUGUAAAUUUGCUAGGUCGUGUUGAUCACACUACAGGUUAUUGGGCCCAUGGGAUUCAGUAUUUUUUCACAACGCUUGCUCCAGUUUGGAUAAGGAUAUAUGUUGGAGGCUAUAUGAACCGGACUUUCAGAAAAGACUAUUUUCGUCAAAACAAAAAUAGUUAAUGACGAACUGAUUUUAUGGUACAAUGUACCCUUAUUUUAUUAUGCUUUGUUUUGUUUUUCAAUUCGUUUUAAUACAAAUUGAUGUGCUGUUCUAACUAUUGUAAGUAAACAUAAAUAGGGAAGGAAAUUGUUCGCGGGUGCUUUUUUUCUUAAACUAACGAAAAUGACGCACGGAUGUUAAUAAAAAUCCUAUUUAUCGAGUCGAAGUCGCUUUGAAAUAAUGUAUAUGUAAAAGGCAUUUGUUUUAAACAAUCAACAUGUUACUUUAAUGUUGUUUUACGUACGGAGGGCGAUAAAUAGAAUAAAUGGGCGAUUUUCAAUGUCAAAUUACUUAUUGGUUGGGUUCUAAUCGAUUGUCGAUCGUAUAUUAGAUCAAACGAUAUAAAUCGAUUGAUAAACAAUUCUCUCUUUGAUGUAUAAUUGAUAAUUCAUUGGAUUUGUAUAAGCACUGGAUCGCCAAAGUUCAGAAUAAUAUUGCGUGUGCCAAGAACUGAACUUUUGACUUCAUUGAUUUUUUUUCUAUCAAGUGUUUUGUUAAUAUGAUGACUUAUAGUUUACAGUUGACCGACUUACUUUGACUUUGUGACUUUAAAAUAUUGCAUCGGUCGAUUUACUUUUUUAGUCCAAUUACACAAUUGGAUUUGAUGACAGUAUGCGUAAGUGAGUUAAUCUACGACUUCAAUCUUCAGAUUUCUUCUUCAGGCUCCAGUGUUAACAUUCAAUAUUAGACAUCAAAGAAAGCAAUUUGCUGCGAUUAGAAACCAAUAAGUUAUGUGACUCUAAAUCGUCAAAUCACCCCUCUGUACAAUUGUUUACUUUCUUUCUAGUCAUAAUUGUUUUAUAUGCAAAAGAUGUUUAACUAUUGUAUAAAAAACUUCUAUAUAAAUGAAAAUAAACGAAGGAAAUACAUUUAUUA